UCUCUGACCAUCUCUUGUAGCAAAGUCCUUUCUUUUCAACUCCAUAUUUUUUACUUUCCUUCUCUGAAAGUGUCUUCAGGAGUUUGAAUUUGCAUGCUCCUCCGUUUCCUGUGUUUCUUCCUUCAAAUCUAUCUCUUUUCCGUUCUUUUAGUUGGUUAUAGCUAGUUUGCUCUUCCUCGCUCGCUCCCAUUUGAUAUUCUCUCUCUCUCUCUCUCUAAAAUGGGUUCUGGCAUUUAUUGCAUUCCUAGCCAGAGAGUUAUUUAUUUUACCAUUUUCAUUCUAAUCACCUACUUGAUGAGCGCUUCUCUAUUGGAAUUCAGAGCUGAAGGUAGAGCCAUUCUUAAGCACACUGACCUUUCCAAGGAACAGGCAGAGAGUGAAUCAAAGGCAAGUGUGAGGAGAAUUGAGAUAGGGUCGGCACCACCAAGAUGCGAGAGGAAGUGCAGCUCAUGUGGGCACUGUGAGGCCAUCCAAGUGCCUGCAAAUCCUCAAGACAAGAGAGGCAACACCUCCCCAGCCUUCAGGGCGGACUACUACUCAAGAGGUGACGAGAGCUCCAACUACAAGCCCAUGAGUUGGAAGUGCAAGUGUGGCAAGUUCAUUUUCAAUCCUUGACCAUCAUAUUUUAAUAGUUUGCUGUUAACAUUUUCUUUUGACUUUUUGUUUUUUCCUUUUUUCCCUUCUUUUGUUUAUUGUGGGGGUAAAACCCUUUUGUGAGACUGUUGUACAUGAAUUCUACAUAAUACUGAUUAGUGUUUGUUUCC
Molecule: messenger RNA, 764 nt
Organism: Eucalyptus grandis
Lineage: Eukaryota; Viridiplantae; Streptophyta; Magnoliopsida; Myrtales; Myrtaceae
Product: EPIDERMAL PATTERNING FACTOR-like protein 2
Exons: 3
Coding region: 220-615 (131 amino acids)
Biological process (GO): guard cell differentiation; stomatal complex development
Source: RefSeq, a predicted model, not a curated record